This is a messenger RNA of Brassica oleracea var. oleracea, 544 nucleotides long. RefSeq lists its product as uncharacterized. The transcript has 3 exons. The record is from RefSeq and is a predicted model, not a curated record. The coding region runs from base 72 to 317 and encodes 81 amino acids. Lineage: Eukaryota; Viridiplantae; Streptophyta; Magnoliopsida; Brassicales; Brassicaceae.
CACACACCAAGUCAGAAAAAAAAAAUAUCACAAAUCAACAAAUUUCAGAAGAAGAAGAAGAAGAAGAAAGGAUGCCUCUGAGUGCGACGAUGGUGGGAGCUUUGCUGGGUCUCGGUACCCAGAUGUACUCCAACGCUCUCCGCAAGCUCCCUUACAUGCGCCAUCCGUGGGAGCAUGUGGUGGGUAUGGGACUUGGUGCUGUGUUCGCGAACCAGCUCGUGAAAUGGGAUGUUAAGCUUAAGGAAGAUCUCGAGGUCAUGCUCGAUAAAGCCAGAGCUGCCAAUGAGCGCCGUUACUUUGAUGAAGAUCGAGAUUAGUUUUUGAGUGAUCUUUGAAGUCUCCAGAAAAUAAGUAUCUUCCGCUGGAGGCAGUCAUCUCAAGUGCUUGUUUUUGUUUGAUUUGAUUUUCUCUGUAAAAGCUUAGAGCUGGUUCUCUUUUGCUUUGACAAUCUGAAUCACAAGGUUCUACUUGCACCUGGCUAAUAAUUUCGAAUCAUAAACCUUUCAACGAUUUUACGGUUCACAUGUCAAGGCUACAUCUUUCA